Molecule: messenger RNA, 2920 nt
Organism: Drosophila serrata
Lineage: Eukaryota; Metazoa; Arthropoda; Insecta; Diptera; Drosophilidae
Gene: alpha-Est8
Product: alpha-Esterase-8
Source: RefSeq, a predicted model, not a curated record
UUGACAAUCAUUUUAGUUACGAAAUUUCCGAAAUUAGGGCAAGCCCUUUAAAAUGAGUCUGACCUUUCCCAACACCAUCUAUACGUCCUGCAAUCUCCACCUUCGAAAUCCCCUCAAACAUUAAUAAUAACAAACGCGGGGAGGCUGAUUGCCGGAGAGACCGGCGCAUGCUAUAAACAAUAAGCAAAUGCUGGCAGCAACAAAAACGAUAACGCUUAAACAAAACAACGGCGCCCAGCACGGCCAGCAGGCGGAUUCGCUUGAGCAGACAAAAUGCCCAAAGGCAUUUGAGUGCGAAGAGCGUACACACACGGCGUCUAGAAUAUCACUCAUACGACCCUGUGGCCAGUGUGGAAUGAGCAAACGAGUGGAAAAAUCAUCAUCACCGCCACCGAGAGUGAGUGUGAGUGUGAGUGCGAUUCGAACGGCGAACGGCGAACUGCGAACACUAAACUUAGCCGGCGCUUACUUUAAACGCUCAGUUGCCGAGCGGCCCCAGAGUAAAGCGCAACGUCAGCCUUAGAUUCCCAGGCUGGAAAUUCUUAUUCGGCGCGUUCCGUUGACGUUAUUUUUUCCAAUUAAACCGCAUCUGUGAAAUUGGAGCAGCAACAAGUGAUGUGACAUUCCCUGUGCGCCAGUGUACACAAAUAAGCAAAUCAAAUAAUUCCGCCUUAGAAGCGAGAAAUACAAAUUAAAGGAAUUAAAGCAAGUGCCGCCCGUUACGCAUUCGCCCCGUUGUCCAGGCGUGAAUUUAUAGAUUUAUUUUGUUGUAAAACGUUUGCUGCCUGGGAUUUUGAACAGAUUGCGAAUUGUGUUUUGUGUACUUUUUAGUUUCGCCUUUAUAGAAACAUUAAUACGGAAGGGAAUUGAUUCCGUGAAGCGGCGUGAGACCACAACAAGAUGUCAUUCGAUAUAGCCGUGGCCGAUCAAAUGCGCAUAGCUCUUAACUAUGUGAAGUUCAAGACUAACCAGCAGCGCCUGCGCAGCAAUGACAAGGUCAUCGCCGACACGAUCUACGGGAAGAUCAAGGGGGUGAAAUGGCAAUCGAUUUAUGGCAACAACUACUACAGCUUCGAGGGAAUCCCCUUUGCCAAGCCCCCGCUGGGCGAACUCCGUUUCAAGGCACCCGUGGAGCCCGAUCACUGGUCCGAGGUGAGGCGUUGCACCCGGGUCCGCUCCAAGCCCUGUCAGGUGAACAUUGUGCUCAAACAGGUGCAGGGCAGUGAGGAUUGCCUGUAUCUCAAUGUGUAUACCAGAGAGUUACAUCCUCAUAGACCUUUACCGGUUUUGGUCUGGAUUUAUGGCGGUGGCUUCCAAAUGGGCGAAGCCUCAAGGGAUCUGUACAGUCCCGACUAUAUAAUGAUGGAGCAUGUGGUCCUGGUGGUCAUAUCCUACCGGCUUGGAGCCCUGGGUUUCCUUAGCCUUGAGGACGAAGAGCUAGAUGUUCCGGGAAAUGCAGGCUUGAAGGAUCAGGUGAUGGCCUUGCGCUGGGUGAAGAAAAAUUGUCACUUCUUUGGCGGUGAUCCGGAAAAUAUAACCAUCUUUGGAGAGAGUGCAGGUGGGGCCUCCACACACUACAUGAUGCUGACGGAUCAGGCCAGGGGACUCUUCCACAAGACCGUGAUCAUGUCGGGUUCGGCUCUGGCGCCCUGGGCCCAGACCCCUACUCACAUUAACUGGGCCUAUCGCCUGGCCCAGGCCACUGGAUACACGGGUGAGCCGAACGAUAGAGAGAUAUUUGCCCAUCUCAAGAAAUGCAAGGCAAGCACCAUGCUUAAAGUAGCCGAGGAUAUUAUUACCAUGGAGGAGCGCCAUCAGCGCUUGACCAUGUUUUGCUUUGGACCCACCAUCGAACCCUAUCAAACACCACACUGUGUCAUUCCAAAGUCACCACUCGAGAUGAUGCGUGAUUGUUGGGGCAACAACAUUCCCAUGGUCAUUGGUGGCAACUCCUUCGAGGGUCUAUUGAUGUUUCCCGAGGUUAACAAGUGGCCCGAGUUACUCUGUGAGUUGGGUGAAUGCGAGAACCUGGCUCCUGCGGAUGCUCAUCCAGAUAAGGAGCAGAGAAUAUCCUUUGGCAAACGAGUGCGUGAGGCAUAUUUUGGUGAUAGAAUGCCCAGCAGAAAGACCAUUUUGGAAUACAGUGAUCUCUUCUCAUACAAAUACUUUUGGCAUGGCAUCCAUCGGACCCUGCUCUCCCGUGUCCACCACGCUCCGCGGGCUCCAACUUUCCUGUACCGCUUUGACUUUGACUCCAAGCACUUUAACAUUAUGCGAAUUAUCACCUGUGGUCGCAAGGUGCGCGGCACCUGUCACGCCGAUGACCUUUCCUACUUGUUCUACAAUGCCGCAGCCAAGAAACUCAAACGUCGCACGGCCGAGUUUAAAACAAUACGACGUUUGGUCUCAAUGAUUGUCCAGUUUGCCAUCUGCGGGGAUCCCAAUAUACCGAUGGUCACCCACGAUGAGAAGUUGGCCCAUCAGGGAGCAUGGCUUCCCAUCUCGCGGGAGGAUGCGGUAUUCAAGUGUCUGAAUAUAUCACACGACGUGCAGGUUAUGGAUUUGCCAGAGGCCGAGAAGCUCCGACUGUGGGACAGCAUCUACGAGAAAAGACUUCUCUAUUGAAGGGCACUUCAGUACAAUCUCCGUGUGUAUCCUUGGUAGCAAUUCCCCCAUUUAGCCUUAGCAAUGCAGCAAUAUUUAGCCAUAGAUUUAGACCCUAAGCUGGCCCUGAGGUGGCCUUAAAAGCACAUCAAAUGUACACAUGUAAAUAGCGAUUUUUUAAAGCUUAGCCGUAAGAGUAAAUACAGAAAAAAAAUAUAUAAAUACAAAUAUGAGGGGUUGUUGCAGAUUUUUUUUACAUAAAAACUGGCUAACCAAAAGCCAAAGGCGGAAUUAUUUUUAUAUGCGUGAAUUUAAA